CCUCGUUUUGCUCUGCACGUGGGUAGCAUCGACACUGUGCGCAACGCCGGACAUAUCGGCAGCCUUUCGCACUCGCAUCAAUCAUAAUCCUGUCAGUUGCACGCUGUGCGGGCUGCCCGGCUGCUCUUGCCUGCUGCAAGACCAAACUACUGCUGUGCAAGGACCAAUAAGUGUGCGAGUCGCACGCUCGCGGGCUGCCCGAAGGACGAAACCGGAUGCACGGAGCCCUCACAACGCUCGUGGCAGCGUCCGCGGCCGCCGCCUCCGUCCGCACGCGCACCCCGAGCAAGACGUGGCGGACGCUGCGCCUCUAUCACAUCAACCCAUUACGGUUCGACGCUGAUGACAUCGCCGACAAGGACUUGGGCGACGCUGCCGGCGACGCCUUCUUCGACAUUUCCAGUAUAACGAACUACUAUGCGUGCGCGCCGGGGAGUCGGCGGGCGCCGGGCGUCGUGUGUGCCAACGCCGAGACGACUGGUCCAGACAUCGGAGUGACGGAAGUGGAAGUAGAAGUGGAAGGUGCGUUCGGUCCCUACGGCACGUGCAACAUUUGUGGCGACGAUGGACGGUCGCCACUCAACCACUCCCAGACGUGUACUCCAGGCAUGUAUGUCUGCAACUGUGAAAACGGCAAAUUUCCACCGACAACACUACCUUGUACGACACAAAUGGGCCGCGAGAACACGUCUUUAUUCCUCGGUAAGGAAGGCAUCGGCGGCUUCUGCAACGGCCGUUCCUCGUCGGUCGCGGCGUGUGCCGCAGGUUCUGCAGCGGACAAGCUGCAGGGGUUUUGGUACUCGCCGCCGAAGUCAGGCGACUGCGAAUCUGGCAAAUGCACGUGGCGCGUGAAGCGCGUCGUGAAGCGCAUACGGAGAGAUUGCCACGCGGAUCAUUUUUACUCAUCGAUCGAAUCAAAAAAUGCGAGCUGCUUCGCGCCCUGCAAAACGCGCAACUCGACGUGCUGGGUCGACUGUUUCGUGGAUACGACGCUCGGAUCCAACGCGCGGACGGCGUGCGACCCGAGUUCGGGCAUGACCGCGUCUCAAAUAGUAGAGGCCUGGACGGCGCCCUUCGAUGCCUGCCCCAGCGCAUGACAAAGUUGACCCCCCGC
Messenger RNA from Pelagomonas calceolata, 1114 nucleotides. The record is from the annotation of a GenBank genome assembly. NCBI's taxonomy places the organism in Eukaryota, Pelagophyceae, Pelagomonadales, Pelagomonadaceae.